Molecule: messenger RNA, 1610 nt
Organism: Ochotona princeps (American pika)
Lineage: Eukaryota; Metazoa; Chordata; Mammalia; Lagomorpha; Ochotonidae
Gene: SELENOI
Product: selenoprotein I
Exons: 10
Coding region: 176-1390 (404 amino acids)
Biological process (GO): phosphatidylethanolamine biosynthetic process
Cellular component (GO): Golgi apparatus; endoplasmic reticulum membrane
Molecular function (GO): ethanolaminephosphotransferase activity
Source: RefSeq, a predicted model, not a curated record
ACCUCCCACUGCAUUAUGCUGUCAUGAUGGUUGGCGACAAUGUACGUCAGAGUUCUCUGUUCAGGAGGCGCUCUAUUGAAAAUCGCAACUCUUAUUAGAGUUGAUUAUCACCAGAUACACAGUAGCCAGGGAUCAACUCAGCUCCAGCAAACGUGUAAACAUUUCUUGCCACCGCAUGUAUGGACCAGUCGGGGCUGAGAUCAGCGCCUGGAUCUGCUGGGGAGACUGCAGCAGUCUCAGGGACAGUCUGCUCUCCUGGCGGGAGCCGACAGAUGACCAGGAGCAGUACAGCGCUGUGGAUACCAACCCACUCUCUCUGUAUAUCAUGCAUCCGUUUUGGAACACUAUAGUAAAGGUAUUUCCUACUUGGUUGGCUCCCAAUCUGAUAACCUUUUCUGGAUUUCUGUUGGUUGUAUUCAAUUUUCUAUUUAUGGCCUACUUUGAUCCCGACUUCUAUGCUUCAGCACCAGGUCAUGAGCAUGUGCCUGACUGGGUCUGGAUUGUAGUGGGCAUCCUCAACUUCAUAGCCUACACUCUCGAUGGUGUGGAUGGAAAGCAAGCCCGAAGAACCAACUCCAGCACACCCCUAGGGGAGCUUUUUGAUCAUGGCCUGGAUAGUUGGUCAUGUGUUUACUUUGUUGUAACUGUGUAUUCCAUCUUUGGACGAGGGUCAACUGGAGUCAGUGUUUUUGUUCUUUAUCUACUGCUAUGGGUGGUUUUAUUUUCUUUCAUCCUGUCCCACUGGGAAAAAUACAACACAGGAAUUCUUUUCCUGCCGUGGGGAUAUGACAUUAGCCAGGUGACAAUUUCUUUUGUCUACAUAGUGACUGCGGUUGUGGGAGUUGAGGCCUGGUAUGAACCUUUCCUGUUUAAUUUCUUAUAUAGAGACCUAUUCACUGCAAUGAUUAUUGGUUGUGCUUUGUGUGUGACUCUUCCAAUGAGUUUGUUAAACUUUUUCAGAAGCUAUAAAAAUAACACCUUGAAACACAAUUCCGUCUAUGAAGCUAUGAUUCCCUUCUUUUCUCCAUGUUUGCUGUUCAUUUUGUCUACAGUAUGGAUCCUCCGGUCACCUUCGGACAUUUUAGAGCUGCAUCCUAGAAUUUUCUACUUUAUGGUUGGAACAGCCUUUGCUAAUAUCACAUGUCAGCUGAUUGUUUGUCAAAUGAGCAGUACCCGUUGCCCAACUUUGAACUGGUUGCUGAUUCCUCUCUUCUUGGUUGUCAUGGCAGUAAACUUAGGAGUAGCCUCUCACAUCGAGAGCAUUCUCCUGUAUACAUUAACAACUACCUUCACUCUGGCCCACAUCCAUUAUGGAGUACGCGUGGUGAAGCAGCUGAGCAGUCAUUUUCAGAUUUACCCUUUCUCCUUGAGGAAACCAAACUCAGAUUGACUAGGAAUGGAAGCAAAGAACAGUGUCGUGUAACCUACCGAAGGAAGUACUGUAAAUAGAUGCUUGUAAAUAUUUCAUCCAUCACCAUUGAACUAAACUGAUCUGCUUGACAGGCGUGGGAUCUCGGUGUGUUUGGUAUCUGGACAGCAGGAGUGAAACAUGAUCUGAACUUGUAGAAUCGUGGACUAACGACCAGCUUAUUUUCAUUGUUUGUUUUUUU